Eremothecium sinecaudum is the source of this 879-nucleotide messenger RNA. RefSeq names its product ubiquinol--cytochrome-c reductase catalytic subunit CYT1 (gene CYT1). Gene Ontology annotation, molecular function: electron transfer activity; heme binding. Lineage: Eukaryota; Fungi; Ascomycota; Saccharomycetes; Saccharomycetales; Saccharomycetaceae. The coding region runs from base 1 to 879 and encodes 292 amino acids. The transcript has a single exon. The record is from RefSeq and is a predicted model, not a curated record. Gene Ontology annotation, biological process: mitochondrial electron transport, ubiquinol to cytochrome c.
AUGUUUAGUCAAUUUGCCAGACGCGCUACGUCUUUUGCUUCCCCUAUUGGGGCUAAAAGAUUUAUGGUUGGUUCUGCCGCUAUUGCAGGUCUAACAGCCUCUGCUACACUAUAUGCUGAAUCUCUAACUGCAGAAGCUAUGACUGCCGCAGAACAUGGUUUACAUCCUCCAUCUUACGGCUGGUCCCAUAACGGUCCUUGUGAAACUUUUGACCACGCCUCUAUCAGAAGAGGUUACCAGGUCUAUCGUGAGGUUUGUGCUGCUUGUCAUUCCCUAGACCGUGUCGCAUGGAGAACACUUGUUGGUGUUUCUCAUACUAAUGCUGAGGUCCGUGCUAUGGCCGAAGACUUUGAAUAUGACAACGAACCAGAUGAUCAGGGUAACCCUAGAAAGAGACCAGGUAAGCUUGCAGACUACAUUUUAGGUCCAUACCCUAACGAGCAGGCCGCUAGAGCUGCUAACUCUGGUGCUCUACCUCCUGACUUGUCAUUGAUCGUUAAGGCCAGACAUGGUGGUGCUGACUACAUCUUCUCUUUGCUAACCGGUUACCCAGAUGAACCACCUGCUGGUGUUGUUUUGCCUCCAGGUGCAAGUUACAACCCUUACUUCCCAGGUGGCUCAAUUGCUAUGGCUAGAGUCUUGUUUGACGACCUAGUUGAGUACGAAGAUGGAACCCCAGCAACCACUUCUCAAAUGGCUAAAGAUGUUACCACCUUCUUGCACUGGUGUGCAGAACCUGAACAUGAUGAACGUAAACGUUUAGGUAUCAAGGCCGUUAUCAUCCUCUCUUCAUUAUACUUGUUAUCUGUUUGGGUCAAGAAGUUCAAGUGGGCAGGAAUUAAGAAUAGAAAGUUUGUUUUCAACCCUCCAAAGAAAUGA